ACCACUGCUACUUCCUCAGCCUGUAUAAAAAUCAGUCAUUUCUGGUAGUUGGAUUGUGUGCUAGCAUUGGGAGUGGACUCAAGGCUUCGUCACAUGCCCUGUCAGCUGACGCCCAGCCAUGAUGAAAGCGGGCGCCACCAAAGUGGGUCUGCCCAAACCCGGGCACGAGCGAACCAGGCCUGCCUCUGUGUCCUCCCCCACCUCCUCCGCCAUGAAGACCCCCAGGUCCAACCUGCUCGCACCAGACCACCGCCUCAGCAGGCUAAAACGAGCUAACAGUGACGAUGCCUUGAAUAAGCCUGCUCUGACAAGUGGUACAGGGUCUCGGCUGAAGAAGACUGUGACGACUGGAGCCAUCUCAGACCUGGCUGAAGUACGACCUCGUGGCUCUGCAGGUUCUCAGACAACAAAGAAGUCGGGCAUCCCUGCCCCUAAAGAGAUCCCGUCCUCAGUAUCCCGGGACCGUGUAUCUAAAGAUCAGUCCAGAAGCUCCACCAGUAAGAGGAUGGUGUCCAGUGCCAGCACGUCCAGUCUGUCCACUCUGGCAAAGCAAACCCGGAACAAUACUAAGUCCCGUGGUGAUCCAGAGGGCCCAGAUAAAGGACUGUUGGAGAGCCAGGUGAAAGAGCUGCUAACUGAGGCCAAAGCUAAAGACCUGGAGAUCAGUAAUCUGAGAGCAGAGCUGCAGCGCUGUAAGAGCAGAGUGGCCUCAUCCUCUCCCUUGUCCCCUGCCUCUCCCUCCUCACCCAGUACAGAGCGACAGGAGGCACCUGCCAACAGGGAGCAGGAACAGGUGACUGAGGCACUGGUGCUGGUCGCGGAGCUGAGGGAGAAGAACUCUCGUUUUCAGAGAGAGCUGGCAGCACUUCGAGAGGAGAACCAGUUACUCAAAGAAAAACUCAUAUCUUUAGAGAGCUCUGUGUCGCCCAUAACAAACCCCAAUAGUCCCACUAAAGUCCUGGUGAAUGGGCUGCCCUCAGACUCCUCUGUCUCCACUCUGUCCUCUCCUAGCCCAGUUAAAACCUCUCCGUCUUCGGACACGGCCAAAGACUCACCAUCAGCGGACUCCUCUGAGUUUGAGAAGAUCCCGUCACGUUCCGAGUCCAUGAGCAGUGGAGUGAGUACAGAGGCCGUCAGUUCAGUGCCCAGCACAGUGCAGCAGGACAUGUCCUUACAGAGCCUCACUGAGCAGAUCCACAAGAUGGAGGAGAGCCACCACAGCACGGCCGAGGAACUUCAGGCCACUCUGCAGGAGCUGUCAGACCAGCAGCAAAUGGUCCAGGAGCUGACGGCGGAGAACGAGCGUCUGAGUGAGGAGAAGAGGCUGCUUCAGACCUCCCUGCAGCAGCAGAGGGAGCGCGUGGAGCUCCUAGUGCAGAAGAACGAGGCUCUGGCACAGGCGCAGAGAGAGGAGGGGGGUCAGGGCACUCGGCUGUCCGAGCUGGAGCAGAGGUACAAGGACCUGGUGGAGAGCUCCAGGUUUGAAAGGGAGAAGCUGGUGGACAUCCAGCAGCAGCUCACAGGAAGUCUGCGUGCUCUGGAGCAGGAACACCAGGAGGCUCAGGCCCAGGCCUUCUGCCUUAGAGAGGAGCUGGAGCGAGUGCAGGCACACACGCACAGGGAGCUGCAGGCGACGGAGCAGGUUGUACAGGCAGCAGAGGAGCACAGAGCCACAGCAGAGGCUCUUAGACUGGACAACUGCAGACUAAAGGCCCAGGUCGACAUAGAGAGGCAGAAGGUGAUGGAGCUGAAGGCUCUGCAGGGUGCCAGUGACAGCAGUGAGCUGCAGAGUCUCCUGAAGACAGCGCAUUGUGAGCGGGAGCAACUGGAGCACGAGCUGAGUGAAAGAAGACAGCAACUACUGCACGCCCAGGCAGACGCCGAGCACACACAGGCCGCUCUGACCAAGGUGGAGUCCAAAUGCCAGCAGAUCCAAGAGCGGGCAGAGCAGAGGGAGCAGGAGCUCCUGAGCAGAGUGGGUGCUCUGGAGGAGGCCGGGCUCCAGGCGGAGAACCACGUGAAGGAGCUGAAGGAGACAAUUUUUGAGCUGGAGGACCAGGUGGAGCAGCAGAGAGCUGUGGGAUUGCACACCAACCAGACUGUGCUGGACAUGGAGAAUCUUGUCAAGAAGUUGGAGGAACAAAAGGCUGAUUCAGAGCGACAGAUGAAGGCUUUAUCUCGACAGAUCAAGGACGAGAAGGAAGAGUGGCGUCGCUUCCAGGCAGACCUCCAGACUGCGGUAGUCGUGGCCAAUGACAUUAAAGUUGAGGCUCAACAGGAGCUGAGGGCUUUGAGGCGACAGCUGCAGGAGGAGCAGGAGCGCAACGCCAAACUCACAGAGGACCUGGAGGUGCUGCGGGGGGUCAGGUCCCAGGGCAAUGACGCCGGAGUGCCCGAGUCUGACAACAAGCGUCAUUGGUGUGGCAUUUCGGUGAUGCAGGCCACGCCCACAACUGCCGACCCCAACCGAGAGCCCCCUGCUGACUCUGAGCCUGGAGCUACUGUCAAAUCCCUCAUUAAGUCCUUUGACACAGUGGGACAAAAUGGUCCCAGUCACACAUUACAGAUGCCUUCAUCACAAAGAAGCCCUCUGAGUGCAAUCCCUGUUCGAUCUGCUCCUGCGGCUGCAAUCUCUCCCAUACAGAGGCAUUCAUACAUAAAACCAUUGUCAAAAACCUUGGAAAAGCGGAUCAACCUUGGGGAAUUUUCUCAUCGUCAUGGAGAUAAGCUGUCCAGUUGUGAAGACUUGAAACCUGGCAGUCUGAUGAGAAAAAGCCCCUCUCUGGAAUCUGUGAUCAAAACUCCGGCCACUCUGAGCAGUCGCACUUCCUCCUUCAGCUAUCACCGUGGCAACAGUAAACUCAGUGUGGAAAGAAAGGACCCCUUGGCUGCACUGGCCCGAGAGUAUGGGGGAUCUAAGAGGAACGCUCUACUGAAGUGGUGCCAGAAGAAAACACAAGGCUAUCCGAAUAUUGACGUGACAAACUUCAGUAGCAGUUGGAGUGAUGGUCUGGCGUUCUGCGCUCUGCUCCACACGUACCUUCCGGCCCACAUCCCGUACCAAGAACUCAUCAGCCAGGAUAAGGUCCGAAAUCUGACCCUUGCGUUCCAGGCGGCAGAGAGCAUCGGCAUCAAACCCUCCCUGGACAUAGAGGAGCUGAUGAGGACAGACCGACCCGACUGGCAGAGUGUCAUGCAGUACGUCUCCCAGAUCUACAAAUACUUUGAGACCUGACGCCCUGCAGAGACCCCUGCCCUUCCUGUCCCAUGUGUCAGUGUGACCUCUGACCUCCAGGACAGCCAGCACAGCCACAGCUACACGUCCUGUUUAUUCCAUAUGACUAUGAACAACACCUAAGGGAAGAACCACCACAACUGCCAUAGAGACUUUAAAUACAGAUGCACAAU
Molecule: messenger RNA, 3408 nt
Organism: Periophthalmus magnuspinnatus
Lineage: Eukaryota; Metazoa; Chordata; Actinopteri; Gobiiformes; Gobiidae
Gene: specc1
Product: sperm antigen with calponin homology and coiled-coil domains 1
Exons: 15
Coding region: 119-3235 (1038 amino acids)
Biological process (GO): actin cytoskeleton organization
Cellular component (GO): microtubule organizing center; filamentous actin
Molecular function (GO): protein binding
Source: RefSeq, a predicted model, not a curated record